Zeugodacus cucurbitae (melon fly) is the source of this 1272-nucleotide messenger RNA. RefSeq names its product iodotyrosine deiodinase (gene Iyd). Bases 292 to 1218 code for a protein of 308 amino acids. The transcript has 2 exons. Gene Ontology annotation, molecular function: oxidoreductase activity. The record is from RefSeq and is a predicted model, not a curated record. Lineage: Eukaryota; Metazoa; Arthropoda; Insecta; Diptera; Tephritidae.
CUCAAUGCUUCACUUUUAAACUAUAAAGAUAAUCGUGUACUGAUUUUUAAAUCAUUUAACUCUUAAUCACUCUAGAUAAAUCUUAUCAAAAUGUGUAUAAACGUAUACAUGUAUAGGAAUUAUAUAGAAUAUACGCUUCUCCAUCACACUAGUAUUUAGGUCAGCAAGUAAUCUACUUGCAAAAAAGUUUUGUUGAUUCUGAAAAUGGUUUAUAGUAAGGUUGAUAUAUAUUGUUACAGUACUGAUUGAAAUAGAUAUCAAAGUUAACUGGAGAAGUGUGCAACAGACAAAAUGGUAAUGAGCUCUUUGUUUUUAAAUUCGUGGUUGGUGAAAAAUUGGAAAAUUACAUUGACUGCGGUGCUAGUAAUAGCAUUGGCCAAUUUUAUCCACUAUGUAGGUAAAUGGUACAGAUAUAGAAAAACAGUUAAACAUAGUGGAGAUAGAGAAACAUUGUUGGAUGGCGAAGAAUAUGUGGGUGCUGAUUUUAAUAGCAAUGAGAUUAAAAAGAAUAAGCAGCCAACUGAUGACACUACUAACAUCAGAUAUGUUCCUGCAUUAAAAGUAGAUAAUCAUGUGCCUUUUCUUGGUGCAACAGUGACGCUUCCCGGUGGUGCUAAACAGUUCUAUGAAUUAGUAAAUAAUCGUCGAAGUGUACGCUCUUAUAGUUCCACCAGAGUUCCGCCACUUGAAGUAAUCGAACAAUGUGUGCGCGCUGCUGGUACAGCUCCGAGUGGAGCACACACCGAACCAUGGAUAUUUUGUGUGGUCAGUGAUCAAAAUAUGAAGCAACAAAUUCGUGCGAUAAUCGAAACAGAGGAGGAAAUGAAUUAUGCACAACGUAUGCACCGUCAAUGGACGGCUGAUUUGACUCCAUUGCGUACAAAUCACAUCAAACCUUAUCUUACGGAUGCACCAUACUUAAUUUUGAUUUUUAAGCAAGUUUAUGGUUAUUUGCCAAAUGGCGAUCGUAAACAACAUUACUACAAUGAGAUAUCGGUAGCAAUUGCCACAGGGAUUUUACUAAGUGCAUUUCAGUCGGCUGGUUUAAAUACAUUGGUUACUACACCCUUGAAUUGUGGACUUGCAUUACGUAUGUUACUCGAUCGGCCGGAAAAUGAAAAACUGCUAUUGCUAUUACCGGUUGGCUAUGCUGCUGAUGACUGUGUUGUACCUGAUCUGAAGAGGAAAAAUCUGGAAGAAAUAAUGCAUCUAUAUUAACAUUUGUAUAACUCUGUUAAUGUUGAUAAAGUAAUAGAAUAAAAAAUAAUUAAA